Molecule: messenger RNA, 1133 nt
Organism: Mobula hypostoma (lesser devil ray)
Lineage: Eukaryota; Metazoa; Chordata; Chondrichthyes; Myliobatiformes; Myliobatidae
Gene: cmtm7
Product: CKLF-like MARVEL transmembrane domain containing 7
Exons: 5
Coding region: 84-611 (175 amino acids)
Cellular component (GO): membrane
Source: RefSeq, a predicted model, not a curated record
CUGGGCGAAGUGACUGCCACAUUCUGGGCUGCUUUGUAAAAUGCAGUCUCUCUGCGUGUGGAACUGGAGUACAGUAUCGCAGAAUGCAACUUGCAGGCGUCCCGAGGCUGCGCCUGUUAGCAGACCCGCGAAAUCGCGCUGCCGCAGUGCGUGUCUGCCCCUCCAGACCUCGCAACUCGCAAAGUUGUAACAGAAGAUGUGGAAACACUCUACAGGUCGGGCUGCAUCUGUGGAAAGAGACGGUUGUGGUGUUCAUAGCGUUCCUGUGUAUACGGUGUUCAGAGUGGACUCAUUAUUCAAUCUACCGCUAUUUUGAAGUUGUCACCAUCUGGUUUUUUAUUAUGGUUUUGGUAUUUUACAUCAUUUACCUAACAAGACUUUACCAAAAGAUAACUUGCAUACACUGGUCACUAACAGAAUUCUUGCACUAUGUUGUUGCGACCAUUUUGCUGUUGAUUGCAUCGAUUGUUGGAGCAACUAAAGCUAAUGGAUAUGCUGGAUUGGCUGCUGGCGUGUUCUUUGGCUUUGCAUCAACAAUUCUGUAUGGCAUUGGUGCCUGGCAGGCCUACAAGAUGUGGCGUGGUCCUCAACCAUCACCUGUUAAUGUAUAACUCAGAAGUUGGCAGCAAGCAGUUUUAUCAGAAGUGUGCAGUCCAGACACUCGAUUGUGCUUGACUUUGGAUCUGAAGAUUCAUUUUGUAAUAAUUCUGCAAGAACAUGCUUUAUACUUAAUAUUGUCUUUUGUCUAAGUUAAAUAUAUUAUAUUUUAUAAAUGAAGUUAGUUUGUAUCAAAGACAACAUGAAUGAAAAUAUUUUGUAUAACAGCUUAAAAAUAAGUGCCUUCCUUUUGGUUUACUAUAGAAUUACCACAUAGUCAUUGUAGUCCAAGUGCAAUUUGCUUAUACAGUAUGUAAAACUCAACCAAUCCUUACAACCAUUUAGUGUUCUUGCUCUAAGUGCCAGUAAAACGCCUCUUUGUACCCUUUUACUUUUGCCAUGCUGGCAAAGUUUUUGAUGUUUUGGGGCAGGAAAUGUGUCUGAAUGACUAGUUUCUGUAUCUACAUCUUUGUGAAUGCUGACAUAUUGUGUGGAAAAAUCAGUAUUGGUUCGCUUUGUAAAUAAAAUGAAUCCGG